AUGCCAAAGGAGAGAAAGAAAAGUGAGCACGAGUCAAGAAAACGUAGACUAUUGAGCCCUUUUCGAAUAAAAGUGGGCUGUGUCGUAGCAUUAAGGUUUCGUAUUGACGGUAAUCAUAUAGUGCAUGAAGCUUCACAAGGUUUUACAAGCUUUGAAAAAAAUGUAUUUGAUUUGAAAAAGAAGGCGUUCAACGAUGUUUGGUGUGAUCCAAAGCCAGGAUAUGAUAGAGGCUUCAACUUAGUGGGGAGAUACAUACGCUGUUGCUUCCCGAAAUUGGUGCUCUCAAGUUCGUUCCACGUACCUGAGGCUUCAACUCAAUUCCUGGAGGGAGAAAUUGUGUCAACAGUCAAAGACGAGUCUCAGACCAUCUGCUCAAAAUUGUCGUAUCGUCAAAAGGAAGGCCGUGGAACGGCUGUAGACCUGCUGAUUUCGAAAGAGUGUUUCAAAUCGAUGCCAUUCCUUUUGAGAUUCAGAAUGGAUUCGGAUGUCGACACAUCACGACUUGACGAAUCCUCGAGAAGGCAUCAUCUAAACGAAUUGCGCAUUAAGGGGUCAGGCAAAGCUAUUGUUAGAGUUGUUUUGUCUGGAAUGAAGCAACAAAAAGGCGACGACCGCUUGGUUGUUAGAUGGGUAGUUCGAAAGAGAAUAUUUGUCGGGAAUUUGAUACCGUCUAAAACAGGAAACGAGGCGACAAAAGGGGUAGGUGACGCUAUAGCUAUAUCAUCGCAAAUACCAAAGAGGCGAAAGAUUGCAGAUUCCAGGCAAAUGUUUAUAGGGGAUGGAUAUGACACAGAAUUGCAGCAGCGAACAAACUGGCGAUGGUUUGCAAGCAAAUUUAAUCCAAUGUCAUUUGCUCGCACAUUUCGGAUACCAUUCGAGUUUUUUGGGUGCGCGAUUUCACAGGCUGUUGGGGAAGUUGUCAGAAUAAUUCCAGAACCUCCGGAUUCAGCCAGUCUAGCAAUGGUGACAGUCAGGCGUCUUGUUUUACCGGAACACACUCUUGUGGGUCGACUCUCCAGUCAACGAGACAAUGCAGUCUUUCAAGACUUCGAUGAUUCGAAAAGAUUCUACAACAACGGCCAAGCUUUACCAGAGGAAGAAAGAGAAACUGGAUCGGCUUUAUUCAAUGUACCUAUUGAGGAAAUUCUUGUGAUCAGCAAGAAGAUCCAUGAUGGUGCAGCCGUGCAACAGAAUGAAACCAUCAGAGGAUUGGUGUUGACAGAUGCCUAUUCCUUGGACCAAAAUGAGUUCUUCAAUUUCAAUCAAGAGGCAACCCAUCAAUUUGUUUCUGCUCAAAAUAUGAACCAUCAGGGCCUGUCCGAUGGCGCCGAUUUGUUUCAGGAAAAGGGGACAACGAAAUCGUCGACGCCAACUAGAGGAGCACCAGACUGUUUCGGAAGCUACAAUUCGCCUUUGCAGAAUCAUCAGAAACUAUUUGAUUUUGCAGUUUCAGCAGCAACAACCAGUCAUUCAAUACAAGCAUCUAUGGAUGAGAGGUCAACAUUUUGGACAACACAGGGCCUUUUGAAGCUUAUCCCAAACCUCGAUUUUUCCAUCAAUCAUCAUGAUUUCAUCCCGCUGACCAACCUUGCAUCAUCAAAACCCAACUUUAAAAAAAAAAAAAAUAUUUCAAUAAAAUCGAAACGGAACCUGGGAAUCAACACUUUGCCCUCUCCUGCUUCUACAACAGUGAAAGCCGCUUUGCCAGUGAGACCACAGGGCAUCCCGUCAGUGCAACCCCCUUCACAACACAACAAUGUUGAUACACCUCUCAGGAACUGCAGCCGCACGUUCCAAUUCAACCAGCAGACACGGGGUUUUGAAGCUGGAACUCUUGAAUUGACCGAUUUUCAUGACAAGGUCAACUCUCCACCUGAAAAGGUGCGCAACUGUAGACCACAUGUGAUUCCCCUGACGCGAAGGAACCAAGAUGCACACCCGAGCAAUCGGGCACUGCGCGCAAAUCAGCGCCGUCUCCUCCGCAAUGUUGUAUCAAUUGGACUAAACGUCGAUACGUUAGCAGGUCGCGAUUAUGAGGAGCAUUUGAGAUUCGAUAGAAGCAAUAUUCACGCUUGGGGCGUCUUCACUGACAAGGAAAUCAAGCAAAACCAAAUGAUCGUAGAAUACAGGGGCGAGAUCAUUGGAAACUCCGUGGCAGAGAAACGAGAGCUAGAAUACGUCAAAAGCAAUAUUGGAAGCGACUACAUGUUCCGUAUUGAUGCGUUCACUGUUUGCGAUGCUACUAAACAGGGAAACGUCGCUAGAUUCAUCAAUCAUUCCUGCAACCCUAAUUGCUUUACAAAGAUCAUUUACAUCGAGGGCAUUCGUCGAAUUGUGAUCUAUGCCAAGCGAAAUAUCGAUUUCGGGGAAGAAUUAGGUUACGACUACAAAUUUCCUCUUGAAUACGAUCCCGAAAAGAGAAUUGAAUGUCAUUGCGGUGCCAGAAUUUGUAGUGGGUACAUGAACUGGGAUAAACGCUACAAUGCUUCCAUAGAUUCUGAGACAGGUACAUAA
Messenger RNA from Cylindrotheca closterium, 2514 nucleotides. NCBI's taxonomy places the organism in Eukaryota, Bacillariophyta, Bacillariophyceae, Bacillariales, Bacillariaceae. The record is from the annotation of a GenBank genome assembly.